Messenger RNA from Babesia bovis T2Bo, 1315 nucleotides. RefSeq lists its product as uncharacterized. The transcript has 4 exons. NCBI's taxonomy places the organism in Eukaryota, Apicomplexa, Aconoidasida, Piroplasmida, Babesiidae. The record is from RefSeq and is a predicted model, not a curated record. Gene Ontology annotation, molecular function: protein binding. Bases 64 to 1299 code for a protein of 411 amino acids. Gene Ontology annotation, cellular component: U5 snRNP.
AUGGUUCUGAAAUCACAACAAGAACUCGACUGAUUUUUGUAACUUUAAUAUUAAAGCUCAAAAAUGUAUUUACCUCAUGAGAUCCAUAAAAUCAAGGACAAACGUCGGCUUAAACGCCUAGGAAUCAAAGAAGAUGUUGAACUCACAUCAAUAGACGCGGAAGGCUUACAAGAUGGAGCCUACUUUGCUAGUGAAGACGCAGUUGAUCAAAAGGAUUAUCAAUAUGGAAUUGACACAGAGAAUAAUGACGAAAAUAUACCGGACCAUAUACCGAUUGAACCAUUUAAUAUGCGCCGAGAAAUGGCAGAAGGCGCAUUUGACGAUGAUGGUACCUAUGUUGAACGUGAUAGGAAGAUGACAUCAACCAACAGAUCGCUGAAUCGUGAUGAAGGCGAAGACCCAUGGAUAACCUCUUUGGAAGAACAAAGUCAACUCACGAGUAAGGGAAUGUAUAGUGAUUUCUAUCAAAAAAGGCCCCUUAGAGUCGCUGAAGGCCGACCUGAUUUAAUCAAGAUAUUGGAAUCUACACCAAUGAUUGAUGUGAUCAAAAGACUGAUAAAUUUGCUUGAACCGGGUGAAACGCCCAUUGAUGCACUGAAAAUAAAGACGUAUAAUCAAAAGAAACACAUAUUGCCAGGAUUUAGGAAAGGAAGGUCUGCAAGAGUGUCGGGGGCGGAAGACGUUACGGAUACGUCGGAUCCACAUGUUACUCAAAGAGGUGAAAUGAAGCCCAAUGGUGAACCAAAAGACAAUUCAUCGGAAAUCAAUGAUCAAAUUACAUUGCAACUCAAUAAAAUGGAUGUAUCAGACCUUUCGCACGUACUAACGGUUAUGUGGCAAAAUGUUUACUAUAUGAAAAAAGAGGAGAUUCAAACCGCACUAUACAACGUAUGGAACAAAAGUGGCAGGAAGAAUAGUAUGUACGAGUUCAGAUGGAUAAAAAACAAAAGUGAGGUCUACGGCCCCAACUCUGAGCAAGAGUUGUGGAGCUGGAUAGCCUACGACUACAUCUCUGACGAUAACCCUGUAGAAUUGAGACUAGUAAAUUCAGAUAGUAAUACCACAAGUAAUGAAUGGGUUUACUUUAAGAAAUCGCCUUUCUAUAGAAUUAUGGAUGUUAAGGAAUCAGUGUUGAAACCAUCACAAGAUGAUAGUGACAGCGAUGAUGAUGAUGAUGCCUACGAUAAUACUUUUUCUAAGCGACAAAGAAAAGAUGAACUUAUAGGUAUAAAACAUGAAAAUUCCCAGGGGGAUGACAAUGCAUCCCAAGGGUCUGAUGAUGAACCCGAUGUUGAAUGAUGCUUAUUUUUCAUAU